AUGGAGUUUCAUCUGGACCGUCAGUUCGCUGAGCUGCAGAUCGAUGUGGUCUGGGGCGAACAAGGCGACGACAUUGCCACCGAUUAUGUUGGCCUCGACCCCAUCUCGACCCCACUGAAUUGUUUGGUGUUGGCAGGGACGUUCAAGCUCAGGACUCAAGAGGCGCGCGCUAUUGAAACCGAUGUUGAUAACUCGUUUACAAAUAAUGACAAUCAUUCUCCAGGCAGCGUGGCGGGCGCAGUGAAGUGA
Fusarium fujikuroi IMI 58289 is the source of this 249-nucleotide messenger RNA. RefSeq lists its product as uncharacterized. NCBI's taxonomy places the organism in Eukaryota, Fungi, Ascomycota, Sordariomycetes, Hypocreales, Nectriaceae. The coding region runs from base 1 to 249 and encodes 82 amino acids. The record is from RefSeq and is a predicted model, not a curated record. The transcript is spliced from 2 exons.